GAUGGUCCUUCUGCUGGAGUUGCGGUACUUUUGGCCUUGGCCUCCCUUGUCCUGAAUAGGCCGGUCCGCAGUGAUACGGCCGUGACCGGUGAGGUCACUCUUCGAGGUCACGUCCUGCCGGUCGGAGGCAUCCGGGACAAGGUCCUGGCUGCCAUCCGAGGGGGCGUGAAGCAUGUGCUUCUCCCGGUUGCGAACAAGCGCCACGUGAAGGAGGACAUUCCUGCGAAGUCAUUGGAAGGAGUGCAGAUUCACUACUUGAAGACCGUCGACGAAGCUCUCGACUGGGUCUUCGGCAGCGCGGAAGCACCGGUGAACUUGGACCUGACGACCAGCUCCAGGAGCUCUCCGACAACGCCAAUGAUGAGCAUGAGGUCCAGGCUCUAG
Molecule: messenger RNA, 384 nt
Organism: Symbiodinium sp. CCMP2456
Lineage: Eukaryota; Dinophyceae; Suessiales; Symbiodiniaceae
Source: the annotation of a GenBank genome assembly